AUGGCUUCUCUGCUCGCGUCGUUGAGCGAUCUGCCUCGACGUAUUUCGCUCUUCCUCGACAGACCCGGCUUUCCGUGGAAGAGGCUCGUCCUGGGCUUCUCCAUUGGUCAAUACGUUUUCGAAUCCCUCCUCUCCCUACGACAAUACCAGGUCUUGAAACGAACCAAGCCUCCAAAAACUCUUGAGGAUGAGGUCUCACAAGAAGUGUUCGACAAGAGCCAGGCAUACGGUCGUGCUAAGUCAAAGUUUGGGUUUAUUUCUAAUCUCUACAACCUUACCACCAAUGUCGCCAUUUACCAGUUCGAUGUCUUACCCAAGCUAUGGACUCUGACGGGGACAUGGUUAGCCAACUACGCACCUGAACGCUUCUCGGGCGAGAUAUCGCAUUCUAUCUUGUUCUUCUUCACUUUCAACUUCAUUUCACAACUCCUGUCUUUACCAACAUCUUACUACAGCACAUUCGUGCUCGAAGAAAAGUUUGGUUUCAACAAGCAGACAAGAAAACUGUUCUUCACGGAUCUACUAAAGUCGCAAGGUCUGAUGGUUGCUCUCGGAACCCCAAUCCUUGCUGUCUUCCUGAAGAUCAUUCAAUCCACUGGUCCUCAAUUCUUCUACUAUCUCUGGGUCUUUGCGGUAACGGUGCAGGUCUUUGGCAUUACCAUCUUCCCAAUCUUCAUCCAACCUCUCUUCAAUAAAUUGUCACCACUAGAGCCCGGCGAGCUGCGAGAGCGUGUCGAGAAGCUGGGUACGCGCCUGAAGUUCCCGCUCACAGAGCUGUACACCAUCGAUGGUAGCAAGAGGAGCGCUCACAGCAAUGCAUACUUCUAUGGUCUGCCUUGGAAGAAGCAUAUCGUCAUAUACGAUACCCUCAUCGCCAAGAGUGAGCCUGUUGAAAUUGAAGCCGUCCUUGGUCACGAGCUAGGUCAUUGGAGUCUCUCGCACACCACUAAGCUCCUCGGUAUUGCUCAGGCUCAUCUCUUCUACGUCUUCGCUCUGUUUAGCAUCUUCAUUCACAACAACUCUCUCUAUCAUUCUUUUGGCUUUCACGACUCGCAUCCUAUCAUGAUCGGUUUCAUCCUCUUCAGUGAGGCCUUGUCGCCAAUGGACACAGUCAUUAGAUUCUUGAUGAACAUCCUGAGCAGGAAGUUUGAGUUUGAGGCCGACAAAUUUGCCUUGGAUCUAGGCUACAAGAAGGAGUUGGCUCGAAGUUUGAUCAAGCUCCAGAUCGAAAACUUGAGCACGAUGGACGCAGACUGGUUGUACGCCAGUUACCACUACAGCCAUCCAAUUCUGACCGAACGGUUGAAGGCGUUGAACUGGAAGAGCGAUGGCAAAGUAUCGUCGGUCGACGUGAAGCUGAAUGGAGACGGAAAGGUCGUGAAGGCCACAGACCGAGAAUUGUAG
Messenger RNA from Lithohypha guttulata, 1404 nucleotides. It is a transcript of the gene STE24, whose product is annotated as zinc metalloprotease. Gene Ontology annotation, molecular function: metalloendopeptidase activity. Gene Ontology annotation, biological process: CAAX-box protein processing. Lineage: Eukaryota; Fungi; Ascomycota; Eurotiomycetes; Chaetothyriales; Trichomeriaceae. The transcript is spliced from 2 exons. The record is from RefSeq and is a predicted model, not a curated record. Gene Ontology annotation, cellular component: endoplasmic reticulum membrane. Bases 1 to 1404 code for a protein of 467 amino acids.